CAGAGCAAGUAAACCUAAGCCAAAUUUCGCCUUCACAACAACCACCACCACCACCAGCGCUGCCGCCGCCGCUGCAGCAGCCGGAAGUAGAAAUUCAACAGAGACUUGUUUCAAAAUGGGGAGUAGGAAGCAGAAAAAUCAGAAGCAGCAGCUUUCAAAAACACCCACCAAAAAGCAUAAAAAUCAAAAGCCUUUGGGGCCUAAGAAAUCCGAAACUGGUAAUAGUAACACCAAUAGCAAAAGCACCAAGUUCAAGAGAAUCGGGAAGGGGGAGAAGAAGAAGAAGAAUCAGAGCAAGGAGUAUAAGGAGGAGAGGAAGAAGAACGAGAAGAAAGGAGUGGAAAGGGAAAACGACGCCGUACAAGUACAGCAGCCCACGCAGUCGCAGCAGCUGAGUUAUUUCCUCCACCAGUAUCAAUCAGCCAAUGGGAUUCAACUUUCCACUCUCGAACUCGAAUCUUUCAAAGCAGAUACAUGCAUGGUUGAGUUAAGUCAGAAUGCAGCACAAAAUAAUUUGGGAGAACACAUGAAAACAGCAUUUGGAUCCUCAUUCAAAGAAGUUCUUUGUGAGAAACAGCUUGGAGAAGGGAACGUUGAUCCUGGAAAUCCUGCACUUCUUGUAAUUUCUUUAUCAGCCCUAAGAUCAUUAGAACUUCUCAGGGAAUUGCGGCCUCUGACUAAAGAAUGCCAUGCUGUGAAGUUGUUCUCAAAGCAUAUGAAGAUAGAGGAGCAGGUUUCUUUUCUAAAGAAUCGUGUCAAUGUUGCUUGUGGAACACCAAACAGGAUAAAGAAGUUGAUUGACAUGGAAGCAUUGGGCUUGUCAAGAUUGGCAGUUAUUGUUCUUGACAUGCACACAGAUGUCAAGGGCUAUUCCUUGUUCACACUUCCUCAAGUCAGAGAAGAGUUCUGGGACCUGUACAAGAGCUACAUUCAUCAACGACUGCUUGAAGGUGAUCUGCGAAUCUGUCUGUAUGGUCAAAUACCAGCUAUUCGAAGAGCUCCAACGGAAGCUAAAGAUAACUGAAGCGGCUUAUUCAUGCCCAAGAGUUAAGAAUAUUCUGUGUUGCUUGUACCAGUGCAGACCUUUUUUUUCAAAAAAAAAAUUUAGGGGAUACGAAGGAUAAUAUUAAAAAAACCUUAUUGUGGUAGCGAUGAAGUAAUAGUUGCAGGAAGCAAUAACACACAAAUUUUGGAUUGAUGUAACCCGAAGUUGCAAAUUAUGCACAACCUACACGUAUACUAAUCUAAGGCCAUGUAGUUCUGGUAGCUUUUAAUCUGGA
This is a messenger RNA of Coffea arabica (coffee), 1280 nucleotides long. RefSeq lists its product as uncharacterized. The record is from RefSeq and is a predicted model, not a curated record. Lineage: Eukaryota; Viridiplantae; Streptophyta; Magnoliopsida; Gentianales; Rubiaceae. Gene Ontology annotation, cellular component: 90S preribosome; nucleus.